AGGCUGUUAACUGACAUCAACAGCAUAUGGCAAUCAUUCUGUAUGUGGAGGAAGACGUAGUUCAUGCCGUGCUCCAAGUGAUAUCUUCCAGAGAUAUAUUUCUAAACAUUUUAAUCAUACAAAUAUGCCGUAUUUAUAAUAUCUCUCUCUGCGAUUACGGAGCAAAGUGAAGAUCAUGAUAAAAAUGGAACAAAAUCACUAGUGAUUCUUGACAAACCUUUAAUGAUAAUGAAACUCUCAGGAAAAUGUUUGCGAAAAGGAAUAUUGAUCCAGAAUUAGAAAAGCUGAGAAACGAGGUGGAUGGACCACCGAAUUUGGACACGAUUAUCCUGAACAUCCAGAAGGAGUCAUCAUGCAUUCACGCUGCGUACUUGUUCGAGCACAUUGGCAAAGCUACGCUACAAAAAUUAUGCCUGCUGCUGAGUUCCACAGCAACAGGGAAGAUGUACAACGGAUGGCAAGAGUUUGCAGCGCACAUGGGCUUGACGAUGGAACAGAUACGAUGCAUAGAUUACGACUUCAAAGGGCUGCAGGAUCCAACGUACUAUGUGCUUCUGACUUAUGUGCAGUCUCCGGAAGCAACAGUGGACAAAAUUUUGAGUACUUUGCAAAAGAUGCAACGGCUCGACGUUAUAAACGAAAUCAAAGAUUGCGUGCAUGACUUAAUCAACGCUGUGUUGAAAGAUAAUACGAGCACUGAAUCUGAAAUAAUCCAACCUAGCUGUAUACCAAGAGCCCCACUGGUUCUGAGUCCAAUUUUAACAGGACAUUGUGAAAUCGAAGUAAAUAGGAGAGGCAUAUCGCAAAAUAGUCAACAGAAGACUAAACAGACGUACGGCUGUAUCGUUAUGCUUACUUUUGCGGAUGACGGUUUACCAACUGCGGAAGGCAUUGCGAAAAUAUUCAGAUCUAAGCAGCCACGGAUCGGCGUGCUCAUAUUGCAAGAGCAAAAGAAGGACGUCUACAGUCGAGCUGAGGAAUUUAUAGACGAUUGUUUCAAACAGGUCGAUUAUAUCGUACCGAUACUGACCAGGGGAUACAUUAAGAAAAUAAAUAAUACCGCAAAAACGUACGACGAGAUGUAUAACAGUCUGGACAUGAAAUACUUAAAAUACAUAUACUCCUUGUUGAGAUACGAAUACGCGAGAAAUCAAUGCUGCAACAAUCGCGUGAGAUGCAUCGUUCCCGAUAAGGAUGUUUAUACGGUUGUGCGAGCGGACUUACAUCCAACUCUGCAAGCGUGGUUUCGUGAGAGUGAUAUAGAUGGUUUCGUCAACAAUAUUCUCUUGCACAACUUUUAAGGAAACUGAAAGUGCUCGAAAUGGAAAUUGGAUAACGUAUGCUUUAGUGACAGAUUUUCUAUGAUCGUUCUAGCACAAUAUCUUUCUCAUUUUAAGACAAAUAGCAGGAUAUUUGAUUAAUUUUUAACGAAUUAUCUAAUUUAUACUGUGACCAAUAGAGCCUCAGCCAAACACCAAAAAA
Molecule: messenger RNA, 1482 nt
Organism: Ooceraea biroi (clonal raider ant)
Lineage: Eukaryota; Metazoa; Arthropoda; Insecta; Hymenoptera; Formicidae
Biological process (GO): signal transduction
Molecular function (GO): protein binding
Source: RefSeq, a predicted model, not a curated record